Messenger RNA from Trypanosoma theileri, 1653 nucleotides. Its product is annotated as putative ATP-dependent chaperone. Gene Ontology annotation, molecular function: ATP hydrolysis activity; ATP binding. The record is from RefSeq and is a predicted model, not a curated record. The transcript has a single exon. Lineage: Eukaryota; Euglenozoa; Kinetoplastea; Trypanosomatida; Trypanosomatidae. Bases 1 to 1653 code for a protein of 550 amino acids.
AUGCGACGACACUCCACUCGUGUUGUUGCGCUGCUACUCCCCGUACCCUCUGGGCGUAACCCAAUACUAAACUCUGGGCAUUCAUUUACACUACCAGAUCCUCAGGCGUUAUUAACCUCACCUACAGGUCUUUUCGCCGCUUUGAGUGGACGUAAUGUAGUUACUGGUAAUAAUAUUAACGAUAAUGGGAGUGACAAUGUUCAAUCUAGAAGAGAUGGACGAAGAGGAAGAAGGAGAAGAAAAUUUUCUGGAAAUGAAAAUUCUAAUGGAAAAGAAGGUGGUGAUACAAAAGUAGAAUCUGGUUCUAGUAAACGUGCUUUUUUUAACCCUGAGGCUGUCUCGUUAGCAGUCAUGAUUCUUAUAUUAACAGCUAUCUGGGAAGCCUUCAGUGCUCAGAAAGAGAACCUUGGGAAAAAAAUAAAGGAAGCUCUCUUUAUUACACUUGAGGUUCGUUCCUCUCGUGAAGAAUAUGCUAUGAUUAUGAAUUGGAUGGGACGUCAACCACAGGGAAAAAGAUCUCGAAAUAUCUCAUUAAUGCCAAUUUCUGUUAAAGAAGAAACCCUAAUAGAGGAAGGAGGACAUCGUGAAGAAAUUGAAAUUGAGAAUGAAUUCGUUCCAGGAUUUGGAGAUCAUUAUAUAAAAUAUAAAGGUACACGUCUUUGGAUUACUCGUUCCAUUGAUACUUCUAAACAGUAUCGUUCUUCUUCACGUAUGGAUAGAGAAGAUGAAAUACUACAAUUAGUUUUCUUUACACGAGAUCGAAGUAUAGUGCGUAAUUUUAUGGAUGAUGUACGAACUUCAUGGGAAGAGCAGUCACGAAAUAGUGUACGACUUUAUCUUCCAAGUGGGUGGGGUAACCGAUGGGAAUUUCUCGCAAAACGACUACCGAGAACAUUAUCAACAUUAUAUUUACCUGAUAGUACCAUGUCUAUUGUGGAAGAGGCGAGAGUCUUUCUACGUUCAAAAUCUUUAUACAUGUCACUUGGUGUCCCUUGGCGUCGUGGAUACCUUUUUGAAGGACCUCCUGGUACAGGGAAAACAAGUUUUAUUCUCGCCUUAGCGAGUGAGUUUUCAUUGCCUAUUUACUUACUUUCACUUCAGUCAAAAGAACUUGAUGAUGCUGCACUUAUUGGAUUAAUUAAUUCUGUACCUCCCAAGAGUCUUCUUGUUAUUGAAGAUCUGGAAACAGCUAUAAAGGCAUCACCUACUACUACUACUAAUUCUUCUACUCCUACUGCUUCUUCAGAGGCUCUAUCAUCUACCACUACUAGUAGUAAUAGUAGAGCUGUUGUAAAUACAGAAGUUGGUGGAGGUCGAGAUUCUGGGGUAUCUUUGAGUGCUUUACUUAAUGCUAUUGAUGGUAUUGCAAGUAGUGAAGGAAGAGUACUUGUUAUUACGACUAAUGAUGCAUCUCGUUUACCUUCACCAAAUGCUUUAUUGAGACCUGGUCGUAUUGACCGAAGAGUUUUCUUUGGACCCCUAGAACCUGAUGCCAUGAAGAAUAUGAUGAAGUCAUUCCAAUCAAUAUCAGAGGAUGGUGUUUUUAAGGCUACUCUUUCGAUUCCUGAAAAAGAUACUGCGAAAGAAAUACCCAGAACUCCAGCUGAACUGCAGAAUGAAUUACUCUCUGCCAUCUACAAAAACUCUCAGUGA